CCACAAACUACGGUAUGUUGUUUCUAAUACGUAUUUAUUUAUACCGGUUAUCUUUACCUGUUCACUCACUCUUCAGCUGCUGUCCUCACAGAGCAAGGAGACGAGGCUGGCAAUGAAGAGAGGAUUCAAGAUGAUUCUGGGAUCUCAAUCGAUGGCGAGAAAAAGGAUACUGGCUGAAAUGGGAUACGAAUUCACUGUCGUGACAGCAGACAUUGAUGAGAAAGCUAUCAGGAGAGACAAUCCUGAAGAUUUGGUUGUAGCUAUCGCUCAAGCCAAGGCUGAUGAGAUUAUAUCUAAAUUGGGAGGUCAAAGCCAGUUUGCUCAGGAUCUUCAACCAACCUUAUUGAUUACUGCUGACACUGUUGUUGUGUACAAAGGUGUCAUUAGAGAAAAACCAACCACCAAGGAUGAAGCUCGCCUUUUUAUCAAAGGCUAUUCCGGGUCACACGGAGGCGUUGUGGGCUCUGUUUUAGUAAGGAACUUGAAAACUGGUGUUCAAAGAAUCGGAUGGGACAAAGCUGAGGUUUAUUUCCAUGAGAUUCCAGAAAAAGUCAUAGACGAUCUUAUUGAUGAUGCGGUAACUUUCAAAGUUGCUGGAGGUUUAAUGCUGGAGCAUCCCCUCAUCGCACCCUUUAUCGAUACCGUGGUGGGAGGAGUUGAUACAGUCAUGGGACUUCCUAAAGACCUCACUGAAAAAUUCAUCACCGAUGUGUUGUAGCUCCACCCCCUCCCUCUUGAAGAUUCCUCAUGUAGGAAGGCGUAGACUGAUAAUACACUGAGAUUCUUAUUGCAACAUUGAAAUAUUGUGAUGUUUGAUCCACUUAUGAUAUUUAAAGAUUGAAAUUCCUUCAACACAAGUAUAUAACUAGAAUUUUUUACUGAAUCUUGAUA
Molecule: messenger RNA, 891 nt
Organism: Brassica rapa (field mustard)
Lineage: Eukaryota; Viridiplantae; Streptophyta; Magnoliopsida; Brassicales; Brassicaceae
Product: 7-methyl-GTP pyrophosphatase
Molecular function (GO): nucleoside triphosphate diphosphatase activity
Source: RefSeq, a predicted model, not a curated record